Molecule: messenger RNA, 1947 nt
Organism: Mycena citricolor
Lineage: Eukaryota; Fungi; Basidiomycota; Agaricomycetes; Agaricales; Mycenaceae
Source: the annotation of a GenBank genome assembly
AUGUCGAUUCCAGGCUACGCCAACCUUCUUGGUCAUCUACACAACUCUGCCGCUCCCCUUCCUCUCGCUACCCUCCAGCCGGCACUUGCGCACUAUCUCUCCAAGCAAAAUCCUGUACCGACUACUCUCGUUGCGUCUAUAAUAUCUUCGCCUUAUUUCAAUGUCCAUCCCAUCUCGUAUUCUACACAACAAAGCCUAUUCACGGCUCUUCGGCAUGCCACGCAUCUUAAAUACCGCCAAUGCAUAGCCUCUGAGGAAACGCAGAGCUUUGCCAGCCUUCCUUUCGCGCGGAGUGUCAGAUCCCGCAUGCGACAAUGGAGCGAUGGGGUGGUCAGCGGUGUCAAGGGUGGACAGCCAAUCUUGAAGCUGGCUUGUUGCGGAGGGCUACUUGCGGGGCUCGAAGACCUCAAGACUGCGGAGCACUUGUACCUCCGAUCUUCCAAUCUUGAAGAUGAGGUCGUUGUAGCGCUCGCAGAGGCUAUGGACCUCUACGGGAGCACUGGUGCGGAGUGGGAAAGCGAGUUCCGGCCUGCUGGCGAUGUCGACACAAUGACUCUGGCCCUUAUCUUGGCCUCGCAAUGCCUCGUUUUGGUGACCCCCAACAAGCUGAAAGCGUUGCCGCUCGCUUCACUUGCGGAGCUGUUGACCUUUGCGGUGGGGGCUGCAUUCUCGCCUGGGGCAUUCCUAUCCUCUGCAUCUUCUUCGCACUCUGAAGAGUCGAAAGUCGGUGUGUCCUCUCUGACGUAUAUCACUAUCGUUAACAUACCUCAAAAGCCCUCUGGUCUACUUUCUCGAGUCAACGAGUCUCCACUGAUGCAUUCCAUCGCGUCGUUGUCCAAAUUGCUGUCACUUACCAUCGGAAUCUUAUGCGAAGCCCAUCCGGCCGAGGGUCUCGCAUCAUCCUAUGCGACGCUAACAAACCUGCGACCCAUCUCGAAGACUGUGGAAAGCGAUUGGACAGCAAGUCAGAUUGCAGACAAAAUGCGAAGCCAGCGGCCAGAUUCUGAGAGCGCCGGGGCUCUGGUCUGGAAGACGUUGAAAACCUUGUUGUUUGCCAACAUCAUGAUCGCGGACGCUGCUUUAUCCGCUGCCGUCUUCGUUCCUCCAUCUGCUUACCAAGCUGCUCGCUGCGAACCGUCGGAUCUUUCCCUGACGGUGCUUCGCACAUUGUUAACCUAUCCUUCUCCGGGAUUCACUGAGUUGAAGAAGACGUUUUACCUCGCGCUUGACAUCCUGUCCAAGAACGCACCGGAAAGCGACCGGUUUGUAAGAGAGUUAUGUGUGUCUGUACGCGGAGGCAUCGGUGCGGAUGUGAUGGCGAAAACUGCAUUUGCAUUAACUUGCAUCGAGCAACUCGUGGCCGUUCUCAGCGGUGAAUGUAUCAAGGAAGAUGCUUUGCCAAUUUUACUUCCGUAUCUCUCCGAUAUCGAGCACCGGGAGGCUUACGAGUCCAGUCACUCUGUCAUCCUGGCAAUUUUCGCUUCAAAUGCCGAAAAGAGACUGGACCCUGGCUUGAUUGCACAGCUUGUUCCUUUCUAUGCGGACUGCUUGAUUAAGAACUCGAAUCAAGACCAGCUGAGCACAUCGCAGCUGAGGCUGGCCUACUCUUCGCUUGUUCAAGGAGCAGGAACGUCUGACGAUCUUGCUCUCACGUGGUAUUGUGUUCAGCUCCUUCUGGAUUCGGUCCGAUCACCUGAUAUCGGGGACGAAACUCUCCGCGACAGACAGCGCUUGGCACUUGUGUCCAUCUUGCCCUCGCUUCCGCUGGACCUGCUUCCCCGGGCGUUGGCUGAGAUCCAGCUGGUGCUGGAGGAUAAGGAGAUUCAGGACGAGAGACGCGGCGGACUACUGAAUGCGGUGUUUGAAGAAAUCACCCAGGCUGUCGGAGAUGCCGAGAAGGACCUGUGCCUGCGGUGGUGGUCGAAUCUAUCGAGGCCUCAUCUUUAG